AUUCUGUCCUGCAUACGGAAAUCUAGGGAAGUGCGCAGCGUCAAGUACACGUGUUCGUGUUUAUGUCACUCUGCCGAGGCGUUCGGUGAACAUGGAACAGCUUCGCGUCUUGGAGCUGUACAGUGGCAUUGGCGGGAUGCAUUAUGCAUUAAAAGAGUGUCGCGUCCCCGCCCGGGUGGUGGCCGCCGUCGAUGUCAACACCACGGCCAACGAGGUCUACCGCCACAACUUCCCCGCCACACCGCUGUGGGCCAAGACCAUCGAGGGGCUGACGCUUGAUGACUUCAACAGGCUAGACUUUGACAUGAUUCUCAUGAGUCCACCAUGCCAGCCUUUCACCAGAAUUGGACUGCAAGGUGAUGUAUCUGACCCCAGAACAAAAAGCUUUCUCUAUAUCCUUGUCAUCCUGCCAAGAUUGGCUAAGAGGCCUCGGUUCCUGCUUCUGGAAAACGUGAAGGGCUUCGAGACCUCCUCCGCCAGGGAUGCUUUGGUGAAGACCCUGAAGGAUUGUGGGUACAGCUAUCAGGAGUUCCUGCUCUCCCCAACCUGUCUAGGAAUCCCGAAUUCCCGGCUGCGCUACUUCCUGAUUGCUAGGGCGUUGCCGGAGUCCUUCUCCUUCCAGACUACGACAGAGGUUCUGGUGGCCUUCCCCGAACCAAAAAGAGGCGAUUCUGCAGACCACACCCCUAACUCCGCCCCAAGGCACGCCCCCGCCCCAAACAGCAGCGAGGGGCGGGAUGAGGGGCGUGUCCUCUACAAGAUGGAGACGGCGCGGGACCUGGAGAAGAAGAGGUGUCAGGACGAGGACGAGUCCGUCCGGAGGAUACAGGACUUCCUGGAGGAGGAAGAGGAGGAAAAGGAGGAGGAGGGCGGGGCCGGGCGGGGCAUGGGGCAGUACCUCCUGCCCCCGAAGACCCUCCUCCGCUACGCCCUGCUCAUGGACAUCGUCCGGCCCUCCUGCAGGAGGUCCGUCUGCUUCACCAAGGGGUACGGCCACUAUGUGGAAGGAACUGGCUCCGUCCUGCAGUCCUGUACAGAUGCACAGGUGGAGACGGCGUUCGCCGCUCUGGACUCCCUGACGGACGAGCAGAAGCUGCUCCAGCUGUCCCAGCUACGCCUGCGAUACUUCAGCCCCAGAGAAAUCGCCAACCUGAUGGGCUUCCCCUCACACUUCAGCUUUCCGGAGAACACCACGAUCAAGCAGCGAUAUCGCGUGCUGGGAAACAGCCUGAACGUGCACGUGGUGGCCCGACUCAUCGCGCUCAUGGUGGGGUGACCUGAACAACGCGGCGCCGCGUAGCUGUUUUAGCACGUAGCCGUAGCGUAGCGCAGCUAAGAUGCAGCGCCACGUAGCUGUUUUAGCACGUAGCCGUAGCAUAGCGCAGCCAAGAUGCAGCGCCGCAGAUGCGUGGCAUGGUACCAGAGCGCUAACCCGCUAACCGGAGCCUGGAGAGGAGAAGUGACUUCCUUUUACCCAGAAUGCCAUGCUGCCUGGUCCACUUCCUGCUUUGAGAAGAUGGACUGUUAUUAUUUAUGUGUAUGUGAAAAGUAAGGGGAAGUUUUUUUAAUUUUGUACAUUGUAAAUGUGUUUCAAAUAAAAUAUUUUUGUAGUUA
Messenger RNA from Anguilla anguilla (European eel), 1614 nucleotides. RefSeq names its product tRNA aspartic acid methyltransferase 1 (gene trdmt1). The coding region runs from base 92 to 1276 and encodes 394 amino acids. The record is from RefSeq and is a predicted model, not a curated record. The transcript has 11 exons. NCBI's taxonomy places the organism in Eukaryota, Metazoa, Chordata, Actinopteri, Anguilliformes, Anguillidae. Gene Ontology annotation, molecular function: methyltransferase activity.